AUGCCUAGCAGCCCUCGCCUCCCGACUACAACUUCAAAGCUCCAAAGCAUGCUCAUUCCGCGCCCUCCACGCGUGACUCUUCUUCCGCUUCAAUCUGUCUGGCAACCUGCCAGGCUUCCCACACCUGGCAAUGUGAGAGCCCGCUUCAACAGCUCUCUAGGCCAAGAAUGGAAGGGUUCUUCAACCGACGACCAUGCGGUGAAGAGAUCGAAGGACAAAAGGGAUAUAACAGAUCCUCAGACAGAAUCUUCCGCUUCUGGGCUGAAGGAGAAAAAAGAAAGCGCGGGUGUCGCAGACCAAUCCAAGCAGGGAGCGGUGACGGAGAGGGAAGGUCUCAAGCAGGAGCGUCAAGCUAAAAAGGAACACCCCAAGGCGCCUGAACCGAUAAUCGGUAUGAAUGAUGAAAGAGCUGAGGUGAGUGCUACCUGUCCCUUCCCACCGGAGACUGUUGUCGUCGGUAAUGUUUCACCUGGCUAA
Molecule: messenger RNA, 477 nt
Organism: Aspergillus lentulus
Lineage: Eukaryota; Fungi; Ascomycota; Eurotiomycetes; Eurotiales; Aspergillaceae
Source: RefSeq, a predicted model, not a curated record